CUUGGACUCUUUGAAAGGAAAUCAUGGUGGUAACCAAAUGGUCUCCCAACCUUCGUCCUAAUGAAGAUUCUCCAAUUGUGCCGGUUUGGGUGAUUAUCCCAAAUCUCCCCAUUCACCUCGAUGACCAAAAAGCUUUAUUAUGCAUCACCUCCAAAUUGGGUAAACCUCUCAAGGUUGACAACGCCACACUCAACUUCUCUCGUCCUAAAGCUGCGAGAGUCUGCAUUGAGAUUGACGUGUCCAAAAACCUACACCAGAAGAUCCACGUCAAGCAUAUUGAUGAUGACCUCUUUCUCCAGGUGCUGUACGAGGAUCCUCCUUCCUUUUGUGACUCUUGCCAUAGGCUUGGUCACAACGCCACCACCUGCAAGGGAGCUUACACCCGGAAAUCCCAAUGGGAAACCUACCACCGGUAGGAACCAUACAACCACCAUAGCAAAUGAAGAUUGAAACAUUGAGAUAUUUAAAACAGCUCAAGCACUUCCAAUGGUUCUAAACGGAAUUGCAAAAUUGUAGAUGCCAACAACAAUAAGCAAUUAAUCCAAGAAAAACUAAAUCAUAAGGGAUAAAGUCUAUACUCUCGUAAUUAAUUUGAAGUGCUUAGACUGGUGUUUGAAUUUGACCGGCCUCUGCGUGGCCCAGGAGCCGUCCAGCAGCUACUCCGCUAGGUUCCUUCGUUUAUUGUUGUGCGACUUGUGGUGCGCUACUGUCAAGAUGCGUCGCCUAGUUGCUGGAAUGCAGCGUCCGAGCGCUGGGGUGCUACGCUGUUUCUCUCGGCUAGGGUUUCGGAUUUGGAGCUGUAUAUUCGAUUGCAGAGUUCUUCUCCAUCUUUUAUAGAUGCUGAGAGAGAUUCUUCCGAUCUGGACUCUAAUGAAACUUGCGAUCCGGAUUUCUCGUUGUAGGCGGAGGAGGAAUGGCGCAAGUUCCGUCUCUUUUCUUCGCUACAGGAUCCCUCUUUUCUCUCGACUAUUUUCAAGUGUGCUGUGUGCACUAAGUUUCUUCGUUGGGAAUCCUAAUAAAAGAAAAAUAACAUUUAGACUUGAUAAAAGAACAUCAUUUAACAAUGGAUUUUUUUUUUUGAGGAAUUACCUAAAUAGCACUAAAACAUAAUGAUUUUCCCUAAAUAGCAUUAUAUAUGUUUUUCUUCCCAAUGUAGCACUUUUAGUCAUUAUGCAUUAGUCAUUAUUCAAGCAAAAUUUCGUCAUCACUAGACAUUAUGGACAUUAUAAGUGCUAUUUAGAGAAUAAAACAGUUUAAGUGCUAUUUAGGAAAAUGACUUAAGUUUUAGUGCUUGAUGGUGUAAAUUAUCGACCGGUAUACCGUUUUUAGCCCGGCUAAAACGAUAAACUAGUCUAAAAAUACACCAAGAUAUAAACACGGGGAUUUUGACGUGGAAACCCAAAUCGGGAGAAAACCACGGGCCUUUUUUGGCGGUACCUUGCCAACGGGGGAUUUUUAUUAAUAUCGGGGGUGUAUACACGGUACAUAAUUUAGGCGUAGAAGCCGUUAAUGGAAGCUUCAAAGCUUCUUGAAGAAUGAAAAUACAAGAAUUCUAGAGAGAGAAUGUAAUGGGCAGGGAGAAGAAUG
Messenger RNA from Cuscuta campestris, 1587 nucleotides. The record is from the annotation of a GenBank genome assembly. NCBI's taxonomy places the organism in Eukaryota, Viridiplantae, Streptophyta, Magnoliopsida, Solanales, Convolvulaceae.